Messenger RNA from Corylus avellana, 1395 nucleotides. It is a transcript of the gene WRKY54, whose product is annotated as WRKY DNA-binding protein 54. The record is from RefSeq and is a predicted model, not a curated record. Gene Ontology annotation, molecular function: DNA-binding transcription factor activity; sequence-specific DNA binding. Gene Ontology annotation, biological process: regulation of DNA-templated transcription. Lineage: Eukaryota; Viridiplantae; Streptophyta; Magnoliopsida; Fagales; Betulaceae.
AAUUACUUCUCCCCUUCCUCAGCCCAUUCUGUAGCUUCAUAUAAAAAUCUAUCCCUUUCUUCUCCUCAGUACUCCUCAUCACUCCAAUCUACUAGUCUGUUUUUGAAAAAAACCACGAAGUUUCAAGUAGAUAAUUAAGCAUAGUUAAUUAUGGGUACUCCUUGGCCUGAAAAGCUCUCAAUUACUAGGCAAAAGUUGAUCAAAGAGCUUGUUGAAGGCAAGCAGUGCGCAACCCAGCUGAAGACCCUGCUUCACAAAGCCUUGGAAGAAGAUCAUGAGUCUUUCUCCGCCAAGGACCUCGUCUCCAAAAUCUUGACAUCUUUCACUGAGACUCUCUCUCUACUCAGCUCUAUCGAGUCUGGGGAGGUAAUUAGUCAGAACCUGGCUGUUUCCCAUGCUGAUUCACAUUGCGAUGACCCGAGGUCUGACGAUUCCGGCGAGAGCAGUAGAAAGAGGCCCGCUUCCAAGGAUCGGAGAGGGUGUUACAGGAGAAGGAAGACAGCACACACAUGGACAACAGUCUCUCCCACAGUAGAAAAUGACGGUCAUGCGUGGAGAAAGUACGGACAAAAGGAGAUCCUCAAUGCUAAGCACCCAAGGAGUUACUUCCGGUGUACACGCAAGUACGAUCAAGGUUGCCGGGCGACGAAACAAGUCCAGAAAAUGGAAAACGACCCGCAGAUGUUUCAGACCACUUACAUUGGUCAUCACACAUGCAGAGACAUAGUAAAGACACCGCAAAUCAUCGCAGAAACUCAUGGUUUGACGUGGGAAUGUUACUUGGCGAAUUCGGAAUCGGCGUUCGCCGUCACACCAACCAUAAAACAGGAAUCUAAGGAGGAGGCGCUGAGUGACCUGACUGACAACCUUCCAUCGUUGUGGCCAGAUUUAAAGGAUUUCCAGUUGUCUGGGCCUAUGGGCUCUGAUAACGGAGAUGUGGUAUCCACCAUGUACUCCUGUACGGAUACUGCUUCUCUUAGUUUGGACAUUGAUUUUGACGGUGAUUUUAGCGACUUUCUCUAGGCUACCUUUUCUCUACUGUACAAGCUAGAACAAAAUGGACAAUUUCCUCUGUACGUGUACGGUCAUAUCCCAUUUGCUUAGAAAUAAUUAUGUUUAUAAUUAGAGAAAAAAAAAAAAAAAAAAAACUCAAAUCAUUUCUUUCUGGUUGCCUUUCUUUAAUUGACGGAUACAACACGGGCGGGGGCGGAGAUCCACCAAAUUUCCAUAGAGCCUUGGAAAUUUGUAUAAAGGUGGUGGGGUCAGGGCUAGCGAUGGGUUUGUUUUUCCAGUGGAAAAGAAAAAAGGAUAAUUUGAUCCUCUAUGGAUGCCUUCAUACUUGCGGCCUAAAAGUUCGCAAUUGGACCAGUAACAUUUCUGAAUUCCACCCUGUUU